This is a messenger RNA of Sciurus carolinensis (gray squirrel), 4799 nucleotides long. RefSeq names its product RAN binding protein 17 (gene Ranbp17). Lineage: Eukaryota; Metazoa; Chordata; Mammalia; Rodentia; Sciuridae. The coding region runs from base 104 to 3370 and encodes 1088 amino acids. Gene Ontology annotation, molecular function: nuclear export signal receptor activity; small GTPase binding. Gene Ontology annotation, cellular component: cytoplasm; nuclear pore. Gene Ontology annotation, biological process: protein export from nucleus. The transcript is spliced from 28 exons. The record is from RefSeq and is a predicted model, not a curated record.
CGCGAGCGAGCGGCGCAGGGACCCCGGGGCGGCGGGCUCCGCGCGCCCGUCUCGUCCCUGCCCUCGGGCGCUCGGGCUGCGGCCGGCGCCGCCUCCCGGGAAGAUGGCGCUGCACUUCCAGAGUUUGACCGAAUUGGAAGCUUUAUGUACUCACCUCUACAUAGGAACUGAUCUUACACAAAGAAUAGAGGCUGAGAAAGCACUUUUGGAACUUAUUGACAGCCCAGAAUGUCUCAGCAAGUGUCAACUUUUAUUAGAACAAGGAACCACAUCCUAUGCUCAACUCCUUGCUGCAACUUGUCUUUCAAAACUUGUCAGCCGAAUCAGUCCUUUACCUGUUGAGCAGAGGAUUGAUAUCAGAAACUACAUUCUGAAUUAUGUGGCAUCACAACCUAAGCUGGCUCCCUUUGUCAUCCAAGCUCUUAUUCAAGUCAUUGCUAAAAUCACUAAGUUGGGGUGGUUUGAGGUUCAGAAAGACCAGUUUGUCUUCAGAGAAAUUAUUGCUGAUGUGAAGAAGUUUCUUCAGGGUACUGUGGAGCACUGCAUAAUAGGAGUAAUAAUCCUUUCUGAAUUGACUCAGGAAAUGAACCUGGUUGAUUAUUCUAGACCUUCAGCAAAACACAGGAAAAUAGCUACCUCGUUUCGUGACACUUCUCUCAAAGACAUAUUAGUACUAGCAUGUUCUCUUCUAAAAGAGGUAUUGGCCAAACCUUUAAAUCUUCAAGAUCAAUUUCAGCAGAAUCUGGUGAUGCAGGUCUUGAAACUGGUCCUUAACUGCCUAAACUUUGACUUCAUUGGCAGUUCAGCAGAUGAGUCUGCAGAUGAUCUUUGUACAGUCCAGAUUCCAACAACAUGGAGAACAAUUUUCCUGGAACCAGAAACAUUGGAUCUUUUCUUCAAUUUGUAUCAUUCACUUCCACCACUACUGUCUCAGUUAGCACUUGCGUGUUUAGUUCAGUUUGCUUCUACAAGAAGGUCCUUAUUUAGCAGCCCAGAACGUGCCAAGUACCUUGGUAAUUUAAUUAAGGGAGUGAAAAGGAUACUUGAAAACCCUCAGGGUUUGUCUGAUCCAGGUAAUUAUCAUGAAUUUUGUCGAUUUUUGGCUCGUUUAAAGACAAAUUAUCAACUGGGAGAGUUAGUUAUGGUCAAGGAGUAUCCUGAAGUUAUCAGAUUGAUUGCUAAUUUUACUAUUACUAGCCUACAGCAUUGGGAGUUUGCUCCAAACAGUGUUCAUUAUUUAUUAACUCUGUGGCAGAGGAUGGUAGCAUCAGUUCCUUUUGUGAAAUCAACUGAACCUCACUUACUAGACACUUAUGCACCUGAAAUCACAAAGGCCUUUAUCACUUCUCGGUUGGAAUCUGUCGCCAUAGUUGUGAGAGAUCAUUUAGAUGACCCACUGGAUGAUACUGCUACUGUGUUUCAGCAGCUGGAGCAGUUGUGCACUGUCAGCAGAUGUGAAUAUGAAAAGACGUGCACUCUUCUUGUACAGUUAUUUGACCAGAACGCACAGAAUUACCAAAAACUUUUGCAUUCAGCUUCUGGGAUACCUGUGGACAUGGCAAUUCAAGAAGGACGUCUUGCGUGGCUGGUAUACUUAGUUGGGACAGUUGUAGGAGGAAGAUUAACAUAUACGAGUACAGAUGAACAUGAUGCUAUGGACGGAGAAUUAUCCUGUAGAGUUUUUCAGCUUAUAUCUUUAAUGGAUACCGGAUUGCCUCGGUGUUCUAAUGAGAAAAUAGAACUUGCAAUUCUGUGGUUCUUGGAUCAGUUUCGCAAAACAUAUGUUGGUGAUCAACUUCAAAGAACCUCAAAGGUGUAUGCCCGUAUGUCAGAAGUAUUAGGAAUAACAGAUGACAACCAUGUUCUAGAAACAUUCAUGACGAAAAUCGUUACAAACCUUAAAUACUGGGGAAGAUGUGAGCCUGUAAUUUCAAGGACUCUCCAGUUCCUAAAUGACCUUUCUGUUGGCUAUAUCCUCUUAAAAAAACUUGUGAAAAUAGAUGCUGUGAAGUUCAUGCUGAAAAACCACACGAAUGAACACUUCCCCUUUCUUGGCAUCAGUGACAGUUACAGUCUCAGUGACUUCAGGUGCCGAACAACCUUCUACACAGCCCUCACUCGCCUUCUGAUGGUAGAUCUAGGCGAAGAUGAGGACGAAUUUGAGAAUUUCAUGCUGCCUCUUACAGUCUCUUUUGAAACAGUAUUACAGAUAUUCAACAACAACUUUAAGCAAGAAGAUGUAAAGCGUAUGUUGAUCGGGCUGGCACGAGAUCUUCGAGGGAUUGCCUUUGCACUGAACACAAAGACCAGCUACACCAUGCUGUUUGACUGGAUGUACCCGGCGUAUCUUCCAGUUCUUCAGAGAGCCGUUGAGCAGUGGUAUGCGGAGCCAGCCUGCACCACUCCUAUCCUGAAGCUUAUGGCAGAACUGAUGCAAAACAGGUCCCAGCGUUUGAAUUUUGAUGUAUCAUCUCCUAAUGGAAUUCUUCUCUUCAGAGAAGCUAGUAAAAUGAUUUGCACUUAUGGUAACCAGAUCCUGUCCCUUGGGAGCCUCUCAAAAGAUCAGAUUUAUCCAAUGAAACUCAAGGGCAUCUCCAUCUGCUAUUCAGCUCUCAAAUCUGCCUUAUGUGGAAAUUAUGUCAGCUUUGGCGUCUUCAAGUUGUAUGGGGACAACCAUUUUGACAACGUACUCCAGGCCUUUGUCAAAAUGCUGCUGUCGGUGUCCCACAGUGACUUGCUACAAUAUCGGAAGCUGAGCCAGUCUUACUAUCCACUCCUGGAGUGUCUCACCCAGGACCACAUGAGCUUCAUCACCAACCUGGAGCCUCCUGUGCUCCUGUAUGUCCUCACUUCUAUCUCAGAAGGACUCACUACUCUCGAUACAGUUGUCUCCUCCAGCUGCUGUACCAGUUUGGACCACAUCGUCACCUACCUCUUCAAGCACAUAGCAAAAGAGGGCAAGAAGCCACUUCGAUGCAGAGAGGCUGCCCAGGCUGGUCAGAGACUCUUACACUUCAUGCAGCAAAACCCAGACGUCCUGCAGCAGAUGAUGUCUGUCCUCAUGAACACCAUUGUCUUCGAAGACUGUCGGAACCAGUGGUCGGUGUCCAGGCCUCUCCUGGGGCUCAUCCUGCUCAACGAGAAGCAUUUCAGUGAACUCCGAGCAAGUCUGAUAAACAGCCUGCCUCUCCCCAAGCAGGAAGUCCUUGCCCAGUGCUUCAGGACCCUGAUGGAAGGAGUGGAGCAGAACCUGUCCAUCAAGAACAGAGACAGGUUCACCCAGAACCUCUCGGUCUUCAGAAGAGACAUGGCGGAGGCCCUGCGCUGCCAUGGGCUCAUGGAGCCAUGCGGUCUGGACAUGAUGAGCUGACCCGCGUCCUGCUGGGCGCCGAGCAGCCUCCGCCAGGACAGCCACCGCCGGCUAGCCCAGGGGACUCUGCUCUGCAGAUGGCAGCGCCCUGCCAUUUUAUAAGUCUGGCCUAAUGACAAGAGUUUGUAACGGUACACAAGCUAUGUACCGCAGUCCUUGCUCCGGCAGCAGAAACGUGUUUCAGUCUUUCUGCCAGAGUGUUCUCUCGGUUCCCACAAUGCCCCACGAGGGUGCAGAAGCCAUGUUUAACCAAAGAACCUAGUAAACCAGCUCUGCCUAAGCUGUGCUCGUGGCGGCUCUGCGAUCAAGGCCUCGGUGUGUUGGCCACGCAGACCUCAGUGUGAACCCUGGGUUGAGACAGAUGCCAUUUGACCUGUGAAACUAGUGGUUGGCUCUGCAUUUGCAAGAAGCCAUGUUGUGGACUCUGGGCUGUGGGGGUUUGGAAGGAGCCUGGGAGCAGCGCAGAGCCUCCCCGGGAGUGAGCAGGCUCUGCCUCCGCAGCCUCUGAGAGACACUGACGUACAGGCGGCAUGUCUGUCCCUGGCUUGACUGAGUGCUCAUCUGCAGUUGAGCCGUGCCAUUGCUGCCGCAGAGAGCUCUUCAGAGGGAGUCCGGUAGCCAGUAGGCAGUUCCGGGCCCACCGGCACCCAGUCCUCCUGGCUCUGUUCAGUUCUAAGCGAAGCUCAAGGUGACUAAGAUAUAACAUGAGAGCAGCUCCACCCUCUCGGGCCACCCAGAUCAGUUCCAGGUGCUAAAGCCCAGGUUUCGGGGUGAGGAGCACCUACUUCCAUCUCCCCGCACAGACUCGCCCUGUUGCUGGGACCAGGAAGUGACGGGGGCCUGGCGAGCCCCCUGCGUGUGCAGCUGGGCUGUUGACCUGAGCUCGCCACCAUCAGACGGCUCCCGUGUCUCCCUGCUCUGUUCGCGGCUCAGGCUUCUAAUACAUGUGGUGCCCUUUAUUUCUGACAAGGCAGGAAAGGUCGGCCUCACUGGUGAACAUGCAGUAAACCCACAGCUCCCGCGUGGUCCCGUUUCUCAGACCAGUGUUUCUCAAAGCCUUUCUUGAUAGCUGAGUUUUGCAACAGGCCUGUCACGUACAAGCACAGUCAUCCAGGUUUAUCUCGCAGUGUUUGUCUUCCUGUGGGGGAACUUGGGAGACUUACCGUGGGAGGCCUUCUGGUGUUUGAUGGUAAGGAAGGCGGGCCUUACUGUGUUCCAUAAGGAAAUGCAGUUUUCCUUGCGAAGGCAGAUUCGGAACUCUACACAACGUCAGUGGUCAAGAGAAAUGUGACAAGAAUUCCUGUUCUUGGGGGCUAUAACUGCACUCAUCCCACAGAAACGCACCCACGAAGGCUUAUCUAUCCUGUUCAGCACUGUUUUCUUUACAAAUGUCUGGGAUCUAAAAGCACUCUAUUGUUUGCAUUAAAAU